AGUCCGAUCAACUAGUAAUUGACCUUUGAGGGCGAAUUUAAGUCGGGCCGAAUGGAGGGCUUCGGGACGUUCAUUGGAUCUGAUGGAGACACCUACGGAGGAACCUGGAGCGCCGACGGGAAACACGGGUACGGGCAGAAGCGCUACGCAAAUGGAGAUUGCUAUGAAGGAUGCCGGAAGAAGUAUCUGCAAGACGGGCGGGGUACGUCUGUUUGUAGCAAUGGAAAUGUGUACGAUGGACAGUGGAAGAACGGUGUGAUUUCGGGUCGUGGCGCGCUGAUUUGGGCCGACGGGAAACGCCAAGAGAACCAAUGGGAAAAUUGGGUUCCAAAGGGGGAAGCGUUCUGGUACCUAAUUAGAUCUUCUGAACUGGAGCGAUUAGCUAUGGAUUAUAUGGACUCGUUCUUGGACCUAAUUAGAGAUUUUGCACCUCAGGAUGAUCGGGGAGAGGAGACCGGGGUAAGGAUCGGGGAGACUCCAGUGUCAUCUGAAUCCUGUUCCUUUCAUUCUGCAAAUGAUGAUUUUUCCAGUACCACAGCCGAGGCUACGUCCAACAUUUCUCCCAAUGGCAGGUUCGAAAGGAAUAUUACUUGUUGGGAGAAAGGUAAGCUCCUGGGCUGUGGGUACUUUGGAUCCGUGUACGAAGGGAUCUCUGGUGAUGGAUUCCUUUUUGCCUCAAAAGAAGUUUCAUUGCUUGAUCAAGCAAGUCGAGGAAGGCAGAGUAUUUUGCAACUUGAGCAGGAGAUUCUUCUAUUAAGUCAGUUUGAACAUAAAAACAUUGUUCAGUAUUAUGGCACUAAGAAGGAUGAAUCAAAUUUCUAUAUCUUCCUUGAGCUAGUGCCAAAAGGCUCCCUAUUAGAUCUCUAUAAAACAUAUAAUCUUAAAGAUUCUCAAGUCUCUUCCUAUACAAGACAGAUUCUGCACGGACUGAAGUAUCUUCAUGACAGAAAUGUGGUUCACAGGGAUAUUAAAUGCGCAAAUAUAUUGGUGGAGGCAAGUGGAUCUGUGAAACUUGCAGAUUUUGGAUUGGCAAAGGUCACUAGAUUGAAUGAUGUCAAAUCUUGCAAAGGCACUGCAUUUUGGAUGGCCCCUGAGAUGCAGGCAUUGUAUAAAAUUGGGAAGGGUGAACCACCACCUGUUCCUGACUCUUUGUCAAAAGAUGCACGAGAUUUUAUCCUGCAAUGCCUACAAGUCAAUCCAAAUAAUCGCCCAACAGCUGCGCAGCUCUUAGACCAUACAUUUGUGAGGAGGUCACCUUCUACAUCCUUAGGCUCAGCUUCUCCUUAUCAUGGCAGAUGGAAUUGAGGGCUUCUUUCUGUAAAAAAAUUGGCUGGAAAUGUAACAGAUGCAUUUGUGGUUGUAAUGAGCUAUGUGUUUGAUGAAGAAAGGAAAACAAAACUGUCUUGUUGCAUUGUCUAGAUAGACCUUUUCUUCUGCAGCUUCAACUUUCAAGAGCGGCUGCACAUUGGUAUUUGAUUAAAUCUACCUUAAUUUAAGGUUGCUAAGGACAGGAUGAGGAUGCAUAUGUUGGUGCAGAAUUCUGCACCAGAUUGCUAAAUGCUCUCAAUUUGGUUGUUUUUAUAUAAUGCCAGUUUGCUAGUGUUACACUUUCUUUUCUCUUUUUUGGGUUAUCAGAGAAGAAAAGAACUAGAAUUAC
Messenger RNA from Rubroshorea leprosula, 1657 nucleotides. NCBI's taxonomy places the organism in Eukaryota, Viridiplantae, Streptophyta, Magnoliopsida, Malvales, Dipterocarpaceae. The record is from the annotation of a GenBank genome assembly.